AUGGGGUUCAUACCAAACAGCACUGGCAUUCUCCACGCCUCGGUCUGUGUUGCCGUAGGCAGGUGUGUCCUUGGCGCAUGCGUAGUGCGUCUCUGCACUUGCUGGCAGGCUGGCGCCGCGAGCCCCGUCAACCAGCGGAAGCAGCAGCAGCGAAGCCACCGCGGCAGCCGCAGCAGCAGUAGUUCGCCCCCUCCUCCUCUCAGGACUAUAUGGCAUGUCCAAGAGGCUGGUUCUUCUUCCAAGAGGCACAAUGGAAAAAUCAAACUCCUGACCUCUGGCUCUGCAGCCAGGACAAAAUUGAGAACCAAGCCUGCACCUGAAGCCACGAGUAUGAAUAGUCAGUGGGAUGUGAACAGAGCACUAACUCUUGCUGGCUUCUUCAAUUUUCUCUAUGGUGCUGGAAAUGCUUGCACAAUUCCAUUUUUAACUCUGUACUUUCGGGAGCUUGGACUGAGCCCACCAUUAGUAGGAAUUGUAAUAGGACUCAAACACUUAAUCACAUCCCUGUGGGCCCCAUUAUGCUCUUAUCUUGCAAAAACCUACAAUAAAAGGAAAGCUCUUAUCAGUGGAUCUCUACUGUGCUCAGCUGGAGCAGGUUUGGUCCUUACUCUCGUCCCACCAAUGAGCAAGGACAUUGUCUAUACAUACUGUAACAUGAGUCAGCACCCAGGUAAACUAUUGGUUGCAACCCAGGUGCCUUAUAUCAACAAGAACAGUCUGAGUACAGUGAAUACAAGACCUGCUCCUGAUGACAAAAUGCUCUCUACAGAAACAAUUGGAACAGCCUCAAAGGACCUGCUGACUGCCGCAAAUUUGACAGAUGUAUAUACACCAAUCAAAACAUAUUAUCCUGUACAUGUACCUCCUGUGACAGACAGCAGAGUUGGUGAUGUGCAUAUAGAUACACAGCAAUUCAACAACGUCCCUUCUAGUGUGACAUUAGAUGGUUCGGCAGCAGAAAUAGCCUUAGUAGAAAAAAUGUUAGAGAUAUCUACUAUGAAUGGGCCUGUGAAGGCAACCAGAAGUCCAAAUACUGGCAUCAUGAAUGUGAAAGAGAAUUUCAUGAGAAAUGACUCUUCAAGGAGAAGUUCUAACUUCACAUUUCAUACGGCCCUGAUGAGCCUUACAGAGACACCCUACAUAUUAAAAAACCUAUCUGGACGUUGGGAAAGAGCACAGGAUGUGAGCUCUCAGUUACUAGAGGGCACUGAGUUCUUGGACAGUGAGCAUAAGGUCUUUCUUAUGGUGCUAGGUGUUGUUGUGCUUUGGGAGCUCCUAGCUGCACCUCUUGGGUGGAUGGUUGAUGACAGCUUGUAUGAGUAUCUUGAUUUUGUGGAUGCUGCAGACAAACAUGGGAACCUUUGGAUCUGGAAUUACUUAGGCACUUCUGUAGGAGCAUGCAGCAUAGCAAUAUUUGUUGAUCAGCUGAAUUGCUUUUUAAGCACCAACUUCCCACGCUCUGUGGUACAUUUUUAUGGCUAUGCGUCGUUGAUAACUUUAACAUUACUUGUCAGCAUCUUCUUUCCUAUCCAUGUGUCCAAAAAAAAUGAACACAUCAAUAAAACUGUCAAGGCUUUGAGCCUCAUUGGGAGUGAUGGCCGGACCAUCCUGUCUGCUGUCACUGUCUUCCUCACAGGGGCCAUUGGGUCAACUGUGCAGAAUUUUCUUUUCUGGCAAAUGCAAGACCAAGGCAGCAAUGAAUUAUAUAUGGGCCUCUCUGUUGCCAUUGGACUAGUUGUUGAAAUCCUCCUCUAUUUCUUCAAAAGCAAGUUGCUAACAGCUCUCUCUGGUGGUGGCACAGUUGCCUUGAGUUUAAGUUGCCUGGUGGCCCAGCUCCUCUAUUAUUCUUUCCUGUGGGAUAGUUGGGUGGUGCUGCCAAUUCAGAUCUUAUGUGCCUUCAGCAAUGGUGCCUUGUGGUGGGCUGUGAACAUGCAAGCAGAUGACAUUGCCACUCCUGGCACAGAAAGGUCUCUGCACCUUGUCCUGAAAGACCUUUCGUAUGGAUGUGGAGCCAGUCUAGGCAGCUUUGCAGGAGGGUUUGUUGUGAACAGUUUUGGCCUAGCAGUGCUCUACAGAGCAUGUUCUAUUACUCUGAUACUCUGGCUGAUCUUGUUUUUAAUUGUCCAGUCCAAGUUGCCACGGCAGAAAAAAAUUAAUUAUUCCCGCCUCCUUGCUGCAGAUUCCAGUGAUAUGAGUGACUCUGAUGAUGAUAAGGAACGGGACUGGCUGGUAAAGGCAAUGAGGGAUGAACACUUCAAUAGAAAUUGGUAAAAAUUUUACAUUCCACUAAUCUGUUACCCACAGAACAUACGUGAAAAA
Pogona vitticeps (central bearded dragon) is the source of this 2319-nucleotide messenger RNA. NCBI's taxonomy places the organism in Eukaryota, Metazoa, Chordata, Lepidosauria, Squamata, Agamidae. The record is from RefSeq and is a predicted model, not a curated record.